Lotus japonicus is the source of this 2775-nucleotide messenger RNA. RefSeq names its product serine/threonine-protein kinase TOUSLED. Gene Ontology annotation, biological process: peptidyl-serine phosphorylation; chromosome segregation; intracellular signal transduction. Bases 412 to 2451 code for a protein of 679 amino acids. The transcript has 18 exons. The record is from RefSeq and is a predicted model, not a curated record. Gene Ontology annotation, molecular function: protein serine/threonine kinase activity; ATP binding. NCBI's taxonomy places the organism in Eukaryota, Viridiplantae, Streptophyta, Magnoliopsida, Fabales, Fabaceae. Gene Ontology annotation, cellular component: nucleus.
AUGUGUAUCCGAAUAUGCGAUUAUAGUCAUUCCAAGGUCCAUUCUCAUGAGAGGAGCAGCAAACAAGCAAGAAAAAGUUAUCACAAUGAUACUUCACUAGAUUUAAGGAGCACCAAUCUCACAUCAAGUUCCAACAUCCAGUGAUAUGCUUCCUUCUCUCAUAUACCUAUCUUCAUUCUUCCCUCCCAAGUUUUGAUUCUUUCACCAAAAUCCAAAACCCUAGAUUCUCCAUUUUCAAUCCAUCAAUUCUCUGAGUUCUUCACCCAUAAGGUACUCAAAAUUCUACCUUUUGAUUUCUUCAACUGCUUCUGGGGUUUCCCCUUUGUGUAAAUCCCCAUUUCUUCACGUGGGUCUCCGUCAAAAUGCAACCUUUUGCUCUCUGAUCACGAAUGGUUUGCAGUUGCAGUAACAAUGUCGGAUGACCUGCUUGCUCAUUUCUCAUCCAACUCUUCCAACCAAUCGGACCAGUCUCUGCCUUCAAAGAUGGCAAAGCUGGAAGCUCGCAUGGUGGGGAAGGCUACUACUUCCUCCACUGCUCAGCAGCCAGGUUGGUCCUCUGUUUCUUCAGCUGGGAAAUUCAGUGGAGCUGCUGAGGGUUUGCUUGAACCAUCCACUUCCAGUGAUUCUGAUGAUGAUAAUGGUGAGGAAUUCCUAAUUCAAGCCAACACACAGAAACGCCGAAAACUUGAAGAAGAUGAUAACUCUAAUGUUUUUGAACAUGUUGAGGGUGGUACUGAUGGAAGACAAACUAGUUUAGAGACUGUGGAGACAAAAGUUAACGUUGAUGUGAAUAGAAAGAAACAUGGUCGUGGAAGAGGGAGUUCUGGUUCAGGUAGGGGUCGGGGUUCCAGGGUUAACGAUCAGACCAAAUCACGAAUAUCUCCUCAAGAUGUUUUGGCUUUUAAUGGUCAGAUUGAGAAUGUAUACCAUAAGGAUGGCAAAGUCAAAGAUCAGAUUCAUGAUGACAGUCGUGCUUCAUUAGAGGAGGAGGUUGCAUCUUUACGUGCAAAAGUUGUUGUGUUGGAGGAAGACUUGCAUAAAUCAAAGCAAGAAACCUCUGAUUCUCACAAUCUUUGUCAACAGUUAGAAAAGGAACUGAAGGACCUGAGAGAUCAUGAACAGAAAAUGAAGCCCAAGAGAAUGAAAGUAAUAUCAGAUUUGCUGAUAUCUGUUUCAAAGGCUGAGAGACAAGAAGCAAGGCUGAAAGUACGACAAGACUCAUUGAGACUUGGAAAUGUUGGUGUUAUUAGAGCUGGGACUGUCAUAUUAGAAACCUGGGAAGAUGGUCAAGCAUUAAAGGAUCUGAAUGCGCAGCUUAAACAACUAAUAGAAACAAAGGAGGCAAUUGAGCGGCAGCGCAAAUUAUUCAAGAAAAAACAGUCUGAUAAGGGUGAUGGAACAGAAGUGGAGGCUGGACUAGCAGAAGAUGUUCUCAUCCAUGAGGAAAUCUAUAAGUCUCGACUAGCUAGCAUUAAACGAGAGGAAGAAACUAUUUUGCGGGAGAGGGAUCGCUACGAACUGGAGAAAGGGAGGUUGAUUCGUGAAAUGAAACGCAUACGGGAUGAAGAUGGUUCACGGUUUAACAAUUUUCAGAUUCUAAAUCAUCGUUAUGCCCUUCUAAACCUUCUUGGGAAGGGGGGUUUUAGUGAGGUGUACAAGCAGGCUUUUGACAUGGUGGAGCAUAGAUACGUUGCAUGCAAGCUGCAUGGUUUAAAUGCUCAAUGGAGUGAGGAGAAGAAGCAAAGUUACAUACGACACGCAAUUCGUGAAUAUAACAUUCACAAGACCCUAGUCCAUCGUCACAUUGUUCGGUUAUGGGACAUCUUUGAGAUCGAUCAUAAUACAUUCUGUACUGUUCUAGAGUACUGUAGUGGGAAGGAUCUUGAUGGUGUCCUUAAAGCAACUCCUAUAUUGCCUGAGAGGGAGGCUAGGGUCAUUCUAGUUCAGAUUUUUCAAGGCCUUAUUUACAUGAAUAAAAGAACACAGAAGAUUAUUCAUUAUGAUUUAAAACCAGGAAAUGUUCUGUUUGAUGAGCUCGGUGUUGCCAAAGUGACUGAUUUUGGUCUUAGUAAGAUAGUGGAGGAUGAUGUGGGAUCCCAGGGCAUGGAACUUACAUCCCAGGGAGCUGGAACAUAUUGGUAUUUGCCUCCUGAAUGCUUUGAGCUCAGCAAGACACCUCUUAUAUCAUCAAAGGUUGAUGUCUGGUCUGCUGGUAUUUUGUUCUAUCAAAUGCUGUUUGGAAAACGUCCUUUCGGACAUGACCAAACACAGGAAAGAAUACUUCGUGAAGACACAAUCAUUAAGGCGCGCAAGGUUGAGUUUCCUCCGCGACCUGCUGUUUCUAAUGAGGCAAAGGAUUUAAUUCGGAGGUGUCUCACAUAUAACCAAGCUGAGAGACCAGAUGUAUUAACCAUUGCACAAGAUCCAUAUCUCACAUAUGCAAAGAAGUGAUGAGAUCAUUGACAUGGUUUUGCUAUGCAGACCUCACCAUUAAAGCAUAGAUGAUCUCAUCUUCUUGACUUUAGAUACUGAUGAUCUAUCAAAUUUUGUAUAGAUUGUAGAGAUUUUUUGUAAUUUUGUCAAAUGGGGAAGAGGAUGUUUCCCCGCUCUGAAAGGAAGACUAGUUGCUUCAUGGAUUUAUCUUUUGAUUCAAAAAAAUAUGGGGGAGCAUGUAUAGUCCCCAGUCCUCACAAGUGAGAAAGCUUUCGUGAUUUUUAAUACUCUUGCCCCUGAAUGAUAGGAUUUUGAUUUUCAAUGAAUAUUGAUUGAUUUUGA